AUGCCAGAUCCUAAUGAAAGCUUCCAGGGGUACACACUUUCCAAGAACUCGGAAGGGAGCCAGCGCCGUUUGCGGAGUCACUCUAAGACCGCGGUUGCCGUGGAUGAUAACUCCUCCGAGCAAGCUGCUGAUCCCUUGCGCCGGUCCUCGUUUGCGCUUCCCUCUUCUCCGUGGUGUCGCCGCAACUCGUUCCUCUCCGACAGCAUGAUCCACGACGAGACGCACAGGGUUUACGACCAGCGGUACUACAACCCACUCUCGGGUCGCAUUGAAAUGAGAUACUCAGUUUCGUUGGAUGAGAGUCAGGGCUUUGUCUGGAAUCAGGACUUGUUUGCUAGCGCGUACCAACAACACUCUGGCAGUGGCCAGCGAUAUGGUUUCCCUGGCGCUGAGCUUGCUGGAGGGUUUUCGGUGGGUGUCACCGAAGUCAAUGUAGCGGAUGGAGAGGAUGUUUUGGCGGGCGUUGAUAUCCUGGGAAUCUAA
Babjeviella inositovora NRRL Y-12698 is the source of this 483-nucleotide messenger RNA. RefSeq lists its product as uncharacterized. The coding region runs from base 1 to 483 and encodes 160 amino acids. The record is from RefSeq and is a predicted model, not a curated record. The transcript has a single exon. Lineage: Eukaryota; Fungi; Ascomycota; Pichiomycetes; Serinales.